AUGGCUAAAACAACACCAAAAGCCACGUAUUGGCAAGGAUCCGGAGAAAAAGUAUCCCUCAUGUACUGUUGGUGGGAAUGCAAACUGCUGCACCAGUCAGUGUGGAAGACGCCUGAGGAGGAUAUCACGAAGGUAAUGGCGGACAUGCAGAAGGGCCAGAGAGGGGAGAAGCACUGGCUGACUUUGGGUGACACUUCCCUUCCUUUCUUCAGUGAUGGACCCCCAGGAGGAAGAGCAAUGGAGGAGGGGGGUGCAGCAGAGAGAUCUCGAGGCUAGGAGAGGUGGGGCAGGGGCUCCAGUCCCCACAGGGGUGAUCCUCUGAUCCUGCUGGGUCUCAAUGAAAGAUUAACCAGAUAUUUCAGUAUCCAAAUGAGAACAACCAGAGUUUCUUAUUAUGAAGGCUCCCUGCAAAAGGGCACCAAGUCCUGCACUGGGGGCACCCUCCAGCCCAGCCACCCUGUGUCACCUGCGAGACCACUGGAAGAGGUCUCAGAGGAUGCUCAGCCCCCACAGCUGGGACGAGAGAGAUCCCAGGCACAUAACUGCAGGCAGCAGCAAGAGGAUCCCAGAGUGCUGACCAAGGAGGAGCCUGUUCCAGAAUUGCUGGAGCCUGGGGCCCCCGAAGCUUAUCCUGUCUUUGAGCUAGUGUCCCUUGUCCUUAAGACAGCCCAGGUCGAUACAGAGGACUGCUAUAAUUUACAACUAAUUAAUGGUAGGAAAGACACUAGUUCCUCCAAAAAUGCCAUACCACAGAUGACCGUGGAUAGGCAACGGUAUAUUGUUCUCCAUAAAAAUGAAAGGCGGUAUAUUUUCCAGAGUUUCAGUAUGGCACACGUCUUAAAACAACCUCUUGGAAAUGCUGUGAACUGCAAAGCUAGGCAGAUCCGAUACAUUCUAAAAUAUAAAGGAGAAAGAAAUGCACCAAGAGUAAAAAUUCCUGGUUACUCACGAUUCUUUUCACCUCUCCACCUUGACCCAGCUUUCAUUCUGCCCGAGACACCCACAGGAGAAGUUAUUUCUGCCAGCGAGAGCAGCAGCAUCAGUAACAGCACAGCCAUGCCAGGUAAAAAUAACCUCUAUGGAGAGUCCUGUCACAGACGAACCUGA
Molecule: messenger RNA, 1107 nt
Organism: Lynx canadensis (Canada lynx)
Lineage: Eukaryota; Metazoa; Chordata; Mammalia; Carnivora; Felidae
Exons: 5
Source: RefSeq, a predicted model, not a curated record